Messenger RNA from Acipenser ruthenus (sterlet), 1423 nucleotides. RefSeq names its product APAF1 interacting protein (gene apip). Lineage: Eukaryota; Metazoa; Chordata; Actinopteri; Acipenseriformes; Acipenseridae. Gene Ontology annotation, cellular component: cytoplasm. Gene Ontology annotation, molecular function: metal ion binding; methylthioribulose 1-phosphate dehydratase activity. The transcript has 7 exons. The coding region runs from base 231 to 959 and encodes 242 amino acids. The record is from RefSeq and is a predicted model, not a curated record.
UAGCUGGUUUACUGUACUGGGAAAGAGGGUAGACUGAACUGGCAGGCUGGAUAUUGUUACAACCGGACCCAUAAUUUACAGUGUGUUUAACAAAAGUGAAUAGGCUUCAGUGACGUGUUUACGUCAGUCGUAAAAUAGUCGUAGUCGUGUGUGUUUGGUCAGAGAGGUAAAAAGUUCAGUAGUGAUAGUUUAGUCUGCCUAGGCUGCACUGUAGUAACACAACACUCACCAUGACCUCUUCUGCAUGCAAUGGGGACUGUCCUGAUCACCACACAGAACAUUAUGAGGAUAAACUGCAUCCCCGCACACUGAUCCCUGAGCUCUGCAGGCAGUUCUACCAGCUGGGCUGGGUGACGGGCACUGGAGGAGGCAUCAGCCUCAAGCAUGGAGAUCAGAUCUUCAUCGCCCCUUCAGGAGUGCAGAAGGAGAGGAUCCAGCCUGAAGACAUGUUUGUAUGUGAUGUGGAGGAACGGGAUAUCAGCUGCCCUCCGGCCUGUAAGAAGCUGAAGAAGAGCCAGUGCACUCCCCUGUUUAUGAACGCCUACACCAUGAGAGGGGCUGGUGCAGUGAUCCACACCCACUCGAAGGCAGCCGUGAUGGCCACUUUGCUCUUCCCUGGGAAGGAGUUCCGCAUCACUCACCAGGAGAUGAUCAAGGGCAUUCGUAAGGGCAGCUCGGGGACCAGCUACAGGUACGAUGACACCCUGGUGGUCCCCAUCAUCGAGAACACCCCUGAGGAGAGGGAUCUGAAGGACAGGAUGGCACGAGCAAUGGACCAGUACCCAGAGUCCUGUGCAGUACUGGUCCGACGCCACGGGGUAUACGUCUGGGGGGAGUCCUGGGAGAAGGCCAAGACCAUGUGUGAAUGCUACGACUACCUCUUUGAUAUUGCUGUCCAGAUGAAGCAGUGUGGUCUGGACCCAUCCCAGCUCCCUGCCGAGGAGAAAGGAAUCGUAUGAAAUGGGAGGGUGUAACCUUGAAACAAAAAUGAAACGCUGAAACACAUUGAUUUUAACAGCUUCAGUCUGUCACCUAAUAUAUAUAAUGUUAGAGGUCGGCACAGGUAAAAAGGCUAAUGGAUAACUCGGCAAUGUUUGAUUUCUGUGUGAAACUGUUUGUUUAUUGUUGUUUAUGUUCACAGAGUUAAUUCUGUAUAAUGUACAUUUGUUAACUUUUUUUGCUAUUUAAGCCAUCAAAUUAGACAGUACAAGCCAAUCCCUAAAAGUAUAGUCAACAGUUUGUGGUUGGAUUGUUUUCGUAAAAAUAAUGUUGUAGUUAUUUUAUUAAUUCUUAUUUCAAUUGAACUGUACGAGUUGUACCGAGUUUGUACAGUACUGUAUACUGUAAUUGAUUCAUUCAUUGCAGUUCUUUCGACCGUUUUCAUAAGGACAUUUAACUAAAAAUAAACUUGUAAAUACUGUGA